AUGGCAAACCAAAUAACAGAGGCCUCGCUAAAGCAGGCUCUCACCGAGCGUCUGCAGGCAAUUCACGUCGAGAUCUCGGAUAUGUCAGGUACGUCUUCGCUCGUCGCCAGCAUGCACUCCUUCAACCGAAAACCCCCCCACGUCAUGCCCCGCCAUGUUAGAAAUCAAUGUACUCGCCCGCGCAUCGUCUGUCGCGCCCAGCACACCUCACCUACCCAUGCGAAACCACCAUUAUGCGACAUUCUGGGCUUCCUCCUAACUAAAACAUUCUAUCAAACAGGCGGCUGCGGACAAGCCUUCACCUCGACAAUCGUCUCCCCCGCCUUCGAGAAACAAACCUCCCUGAAGCGCCACCGCCUCGUUAACGCCGCCCUCAAGGACGAGAUCGCCCAGAUCCACGCCUGGAGCGCAAAGUGCCAGACGCCCGCCGAGUGGGAGCGCGAUAGAGCCGCCGCCGGCGGAGGCAGCGACGGCCCGCCGAUGGACGGGACUGUCGGCGGCAGGGUGGAGGGUGUUGCGCAGUGA
Colletotrichum paranaense is the source of this 525-nucleotide messenger RNA. RefSeq names its product BolA domain-containing protein. Gene Ontology annotation, biological process: intracellular iron ion homeostasis. Gene Ontology annotation, molecular function: 2 iron, 2 sulfur cluster binding. Gene Ontology annotation, cellular component: nucleus; cytosol. The transcript has a single exon. NCBI's taxonomy places the organism in Eukaryota, Fungi, Ascomycota, Sordariomycetes, Glomerellales, Glomerellaceae. The record is from RefSeq and is a predicted model, not a curated record. The coding region runs from base 1 to 525 and encodes 174 amino acids.